This is a messenger RNA of Scleropages formosus (Asian bonytongue), 2084 nucleotides long. Its product is annotated as putative thiamine transporter SLC35F3. The record is from RefSeq and is a predicted model, not a curated record. Lineage: Eukaryota; Metazoa; Chordata; Actinopteri; Osteoglossiformes; Osteoglossidae. Bases 1 to 1380 code for a protein of 459 amino acids. The transcript has 7 exons.
AUGAACAGACUGACAGCCAAAGUGUCCCCCUCCGCACCGCCCGGCCCAGCAAGCCCCUCGACAGCUGAUCCACAAGGUUCUGCAGCUGGUGAUGGUUUUCACUGGAAUUCUCUCGUUGCUGCAAGGGCUUCGUUAGUGUGGCCACUGGUGCUCUGGGGCCACAGGUUGUCUCCCUGCUCUGUAGGUGAUGAGCUCAGGGACAGGCGCCCUCAGUCUGCGGUGCUGGGGCAAGAGGGCCACGCAGGGGGCACCAGGGGCUGCUGCCAGCGCUGCCCGCUGAGGAUCUUUAGAAAGGCUGUCUUGGGCUUGGUGCUGGGCAGCUGCGUAGCCCUUUCCUGGGCCGGCAGCACACACACCGCCAAGCUGGCCUUGCAGAGGCUGCAGGCGCCCUUCCUCAUCACCUGGUUCUGCUGCACCUGGAACCUGCUCUCCUUCCCUCUGUGCUACCUGGGUCACCUCGCUGGGCCAGAGAAGAAGCAGUGGCCCAUGAGCCGCUUCAGGCACUGCAGCAAGUUCCUAGGGGAAGAGCGUCUGACGGCACGUGUGGUGCUGCGUGGCGCUGCCCCUUUCUCUGCGCUCUGGAAUGUCUCCAUGUACCUGUACCUGCUGGCGCUCCGUCACAUCUCCGCCAGCGAUGCCAGCGCCGUCCUGUGCUGCAGCCAGGCUUUCGCCUUCCUGCUCUCUUGGAUUGGCCUCAAGGACACAUUCAUGGGCGUGAGGAUAGUGGGAGUGAUCCUUUCAAUCACUGGGAUUGUCAUGAUGGCCUAUGCAGAUGGUUUCCACAGCGACUCCAUCACUGGGGUGGCGCUGGGAGUGGGCUCUGCUUCCACAGCCGCCCUGUACCAGGUGCUGCUGAGGAAGCGUGUUGGGGAGGUGCAGCCGGGCACGGCGAGCGUGUUGCUUUCUUGCGUGGGCCUCUGUAGCCUUGUCUUCCACUCCUGGCUGUGUGCGCUUCUGUACCUGACUCACGUGGAGUCCUGGCCACCUGCUCGGAACAUGCCCUGGGAGAUGCUGUGUGCUCUGGCCGCUCUGCUGCUUGCAUUCAAUAUCAUUGUGAAUUUGGGCAGUGUGCUCACAUACCCCACUCUCAUCUCCCUUGGGGUCCUACUGAGCGUUCCAGCAAAUACAGCCGCAGACGUCUACCUGACAGCAACGUCUCAUGUCAGCGAGGUCAGAAUAGCGGCCGCUGGUAUCAUAGGAGCUGGGUAUCUCCUGCUGCUUCUGCCGGAGCACUGGGAUGACAGCGCCCGCCGGUGGCUCGGAGCCCUGUUGCACGGCAAGUGGAGAGAAGACGGCCUGCCGGGGGACGAGGGUGCCGGCGAUGGCGGGACGGCGUGUCGAACGAAGGCCAAACCCGCCAGUGCGGCAACAUUACCGUGAUGCUGCGGGAACGCUCAGGGAACUCGCAUCGUGAUGUCAUCUUACACAUUUAACUCUGCUUCAAGACGUAGCAAAACCGGACGACACCAUCCAAUCUGGGGAUUUUACGCAGUACUGUACAGAGUAACGUGACACGCUGUCCAUGUGCCUGUAUAUUAAACGUUCGAUGAAUCCUCGUCCUUUCUUUGUCCUCAUUUUCACAGUAAAAUGGCAGCUGAGGCGAACGUAACGUAACAAAUGCACGUUUAAACUUUAUGGAACCAGCCAGUUCACACAUAGCGGAAACGGGCCUUUCAUGGAUUUGCAUCAGAAAAUGCAAACUACCAUUGAAUUUAAUUGCCAAUUCAGCCGCACACUUUUUUUGCCACUGUUGUUACAAGUCAAUGUUUGUCACUCCUUAACUUAAGGGAAGUCAUCUCAGAGCGUGUACGUUAUUUCUAAAGCUGCAUGAUGAAUCACUCCGUUCAGCUCAUCUGCUGCGCAAAAUCCUUUUUUUUUUACGCUCCGGAUGCGGCGUCUGUUCGUGCUGAGAACUGCUGAGCGGAAAGAGCGGCGCGACCUCCGGCCUGCAGGGGGCGACAGAGCGCGGCCCCCGUCCUUCGGCGCGCUGAGCGUACCCACCACAGAAGGCCGCGGCGGCGGUUGCUGCUCAAAGGCGUGACUUGGAAGGCUGCGCACCUUUCCAAAAAAAAAAAAAAAAAAAA